Anopheles maculipalpis is the source of this 2644-nucleotide messenger RNA. RefSeq lists its product as uncharacterized. Bases 5 to 2644 code for a protein of 879 amino acids. Lineage: Eukaryota; Metazoa; Arthropoda; Insecta; Diptera; Culicidae. The record is from RefSeq and is a predicted model, not a curated record. The transcript is spliced from 8 exons.
CGCGAUGAUGAAUCCGAACCAUUCCGGUGCGUCACGGCGCCCGUACUCGCGCGGUGCCGUACCGCGCAACCGUUCCCGGAUGCCCUUUUCACCGCACCAUACCCAUCACUCGAACCGCAAUCAUGGUGGACAUAACCAGUCCUGGUACAACAAGGACAUGGAGAAUAGCUUUAACUAUGGUGAUAAUGGAAGUAGUCCCAAAGAAUCAUCCUUCACCUAUACGUCCAAGUCCCCGCCAGUGCAGUUGCAUUCCCCUCCUUUAGUGGGCCGCCAAACGGCGGCAGCACUUCUAAUGCCUUACGGUGCCGCAGACGAUGGUAGUAUUAAUAAUAGAUCUCAACAAAUUCUUAGAGCCGGCCCGAGCCACAUUGACCGGCACCGGAUCAAUAUGGGCGGUAAUAGUAUGCAGGAUCGCAACCGGCACACGAUGAGUGCGUCCUCGAUUGAUCGCCAUUCGAACCACUUCGAGGGACCAUCGAAUUCGACGCGAGGCUCGGACCUUCAUGGCGGUGGUGAUGCACGUUCUGUGCUAUCGAUGGACUCGAUGCGAAACAGCCGCGAUAAUAAUGGCGGUGCUCGGGAGCGCUUCAGUCCCCACUACCACUCCGGUCCGGGCGGAAACGGUUCCGGUCCGGCAGGAGGAGGAGGAGGAGGAGGAGGGAAUGUUGGUGGGAAUCAGUCGUCUUCGCCCCCGUACUGUCCGGUGGAUGGAAUUGCCGGUAAUGGUGGUAUCAAAUCGGACAGUCCGUCGCGCAAGAGACGCCGUGUUUCGUCCCGACUGCCUAGCCAGUCGCCGCCCGCUGCCAUCUGGGAACAUCGACGUUCGCCGCGCAAUGGCGGUGCCAUGAUGUCUUUGAUGGGGACGAGCGGUGGCAAUGGGAACGGUGGUGGUAGCAAUGGAGGACUGGGGAACCAUGCAAUGAACGGACAUCACAACCUGUCGUUGCAACAGCAACAGCAGCAGCCCCAGUCGUCGCAGAACGUUCAGCAGCAGCAACAGCAGGUACCGCCACAGCUACUCCAUCGGGAUCAUCCUCAGCAGCAGCAGCAGCAGCAACAGCAGCAGCACCAUCAUCACCAGCUACACCAUCAUCACCAUCACUCCCAGCAGCAACAACAGCAGCAGCAGCAAUCACAUCACCACUCGAACGGUGGCGGCGGAUCUCAUAUGCAUCCAAGCUCUGGCGGUAAUCUGGCAGCUGCUAUCAUUUCCCAGCUUCAAUCCCACGUGCACCAUCCACAGGGUAGUCCCCCUAUACGCCGGCCACGCUUUCACCGUGAACAGCAACAACAACAGCAACAACAGCCACAGCAACAGCAACAACAGCAGCAGCCCCAGCAGCAACAGCGUCCCUGGGAAUCGCUCACGCAGGUAUUCCAGCAAGCUCCGGCGGCACAGGCACAGCACCAGCAUCCGGCCUCUUCACUGAUGGUCGAUAUCAAUCAGGUUCCAGUUAGUCUACCGCUUGGCCAUCACCACGAGCAGCUGUGGACGUACUCGGCUGGACCACACAUAUCGAUCUGUUCCGGACACCCAGCUGCACCACAUUUGCCGCCAUGUCAGGUCCAUGGAGUGUACUCGCAACCGUUUGCACAAACUUGUGGUAUCGGAGGCCACUUUGGCAGCUUUGCAUCGUCGGCCGGACCGGCACUAGCCGUUCCACAUCCACCGCCGCACCAAGCGCAUUAUCAACAUCCACACCUGGCACAACAGCGUGCCGAUGGUCUUUCGCUGGACGGAUUGGAGCAUGCCGGUGCAUCACCCUUGCAUCUGUCGCCGUUAACCACGCACGCACAUCAUCUGCACGGUGGUUCGCCGCAGAUGACGCAGCUGACUGCAGCGGCCCAACCGAUCUACAUCUCCACCGAGGUAAGUGCCGUGGGUAGUGAGGUGCCCCGUACGGGCGUCACACCCGCCGGAACACUGAUCCCACUGAUCGCGAACGUCCCGCAGGGUCGAAACUAUGAGAUACUGCACCGGACGGUUCGCCGGGCGAUCACGGCACCGCGGCGCAACUUUGCCCGCUUCCACUGGCCAGGUCCACCGCCACCGCCGCCACCACCACCACCGCCGGCCCAUCACCAGCACCAUCAUGCGGGUCACCACCAUCCGACGCAUCACCAUCGGCCACAUGCCCCACCGCCGCCGCCAGCCGCUCUGCAGGCCCAUCCACAACCGCUCGGCCAUCCGCAACCGGCCCACGUCACACUGUCGGCCACGACGUCGGCCUACUCGGGCAUACUGCUGAACUUCCUACCCGUCCGAUGUCCUUUCAGAGCCAUGUUCCCGCUGUCCACGUACGGUCCGCCGGAUCUCAACUCACCCGAUUCGAAUGAGACGGAAAACUACGAAGCACUGCUAAGCUUGGCCGAACGUCUUGGGGAGGCAAAACCGCGUGGUCUUGCGCGGCCCGAAAUUGAUCAGCUGCCGAGCUACAAGUUUAACGCAGAAACUCACACCGGUGAUCAAACAUCGUGUGUGGUUUGCAUGUGUGAUUUCGAGGCCCGUCAGAUCUUGCGAGUACUACCAUGUUCGCAUGAGUUCCACGCCAAAUGCGUCGAUAAGUGGCUACGGUCUAACCGUACGUGUCCAAUUUGCCGUGGUAACGCAUCGGAGUACUUCGAAAGCAGCGAGGAGCAGUAA